Aspergillus oryzae RIB40 is the source of this 1677-nucleotide messenger RNA. Its product is annotated as Zn(II)2Cys6 transcription factor. Gene Ontology annotation, biological process: regulation of DNA-templated transcription. Lineage: Eukaryota; Fungi; Ascomycota; Eurotiomycetes; Eurotiales; Aspergillaceae. The record is from RefSeq and is a predicted model, not a curated record. The transcript has 2 exons. Gene Ontology annotation, molecular function: zinc ion binding; DNA-binding transcription factor activity, RNA polymerase II-specific. The coding region runs from base 1 to 1677 and encodes 558 amino acids.
AUGGACCUGCUGCACAUACCACCCAAGGAACGAAAGUCGCGGACGAGCCGUCCCAAGGUGCGCACUGGCUGUGUGACCUGCAAGUAUUCUAGUACUAAUUCCCAGCUUGAUAGGGCUCGGCGUAAGAAAUGUGACGAGGCUCGCCCGCACUGUCGCACCUGUGUCAGCGCAGGACGCGAGUGCGGCGGCUAUGAGGAGACCAUCGAUCGACGGACUCGAGCCUGGAAAACUACUAAUGCCACCGUUGAUGUCCCUUGCAAGAUAAAGCUUGAAGUUCAGAAGAACCAACUCACUGUGGCGAAGGACUGCGGCGCCUGGAUUUCCCGCCUUCUAGUCGAUCCGAGCCAGGCCGAUUUGUCGCUAUCCGAACGUUGGUAUCUGGGUCUCUUUCGCUCCAGCACGGCUUCGCAAUGCUCAGGCUACUUUCCACUCGAAUUUUGGCGUCGAAUGGUUCAUCAAUUUAGCGAGGUGGAGCCGGCUGUCCGUCAUGCGAUCAUUGCCAUCAGUGCCCUUCAUCGAAGUUUUAGCACAACACAGUCUGCACAGAAUUCGGGCAAACCGAAUGAUCCUCACUUGUUCCCCCUUCGACAAUGUAACAAGGCCAUUAUUUGUUUACAGCAAAGGCUGCAAAGUGCCAGCUGUCGGCAGGAUUCUCAUGUCCUUAUCACCUUGGUCACUUGCGUUCUUUUCGUCUCUUUUGCAUUCCUCCAAGGCGACACCGAUGCAGCCAGUUGUCAUCUACGGCAUGGCACCCGUCUCCUCCAGGAGACAUACUUAAGUAAUACUAAGAAGAAGCUGGACUAUGGACCAGCGUUGACGGAUGUAUUCUACCAUUUAGAGCUGCACUGGGCGAGUCUCCGGGAGCCUGAGGCAGCUUCCUUGAACCAUGAGCACUCCAUCGUUCAAUCUAUGGCUCUCGGCAACCCGGUUUGGUGCAAGCCUGUACAUUCCCUCGAGGACGCAUGUAAUCUCUUGAUUGGUCUUGCGUGGCUCGUCUGCGAGAACGAUCCCGAGAACAGUAAGAUGGUGGUGGCUAGGGAGAUCCUCGAUAAACACCAAGAAGCGAUCUUGCAGAAGCUCCAGACUUGGAAGACAGAAUUAACCACAUCGCUCACUCGCAAGAAGGUUCUACUAUCAUCAAGAGAUCGUCAUACACUAGCGGCCCUCAACUUAUGGACCGAGAUCAUCUUCAUCCGAGUCUCAACAGAUAGCAGGCAAAAUGAGGGAGAGAGCAGAUUUGACUCUUUCACAUCAAACUUCCAGCGUGUGGUCCAGCUUGCCAAGUCUGUCCUCUCUUCCGACUUCAGUCAGUCUCCCAUGCCAACAUUCUCCGUCGGGAUGGGUAUGAUCCCACCCCUUUACCUUUGUGCUUUCCGGUGCCGUGAUUGGCAUAUUCGGAGAGAAGCGGUGCAGCUAUUGCAGAGAUGGCAGCUUCAGGAGGGGGCCUGGACAAGCUCAGGGACGGCUUUUGUUGUGAGUCGGAUGAUUGCCAUUGAAUCGGAGGGUCUUACACCGGGUGAACUUGUCCCUGAGCGUGCACGUAUCAGUGCAAUGCGUGCGGGUGCCCUGCCUGACGGGUCAGGAAUCCGAUUGUGGUAUCGUCGAUCUCAGGGUGGCAGCUCAACCCAAAAUGACAGUAACCGCAAUCCCUGGGAGUCGGAAAUACUGCCUUUCUGA